This is a messenger RNA of Physella acuta, 1506 nucleotides long. RefSeq names its product endoribonuclease CG2145. The record is from RefSeq and is a predicted model, not a curated record. NCBI's taxonomy places the organism in Eukaryota, Metazoa, Mollusca, Gastropoda, Physidae. Gene Ontology annotation, molecular function: DNA-binding transcription factor activity. Gene Ontology annotation, biological process: positive regulation of DNA-templated transcription. Gene Ontology annotation, cellular component: nucleus.
AUGGAGCUUAGUAAAGAUAUGACAUGCAGGGAGCUUAGCAAAGAUAUGGCAUACAUGGAGCUUAGCAAAGAUAUGGCAUACAUGGAGCUUAGCAAAGAUAUGUCGCGCAGGGAGCUUAGCAAAGAUAUCACAUACAGGGAGCUUAGCAAAGAUAUGUCGCGCAGGGAGUUUGGAAAGAUAUCACAUAAAACAGAUCACAGUGGGACUGUUAUCCGGGGGACUCAUGACGUCACUAGCAUGGAUUUAACCCUCGACACCUCCCCCCUCCGACUGGUCUCUGACUUCACGCGGAAACGCCCGCGCCGCCACAGUGGAUCCGCCCACCACCAGACGACGCCCUUGGAUGUGGACAGCUACACCAGCCUAGACUCGCCCCUGCCCACCCCUUCACCCGACGGCCUUGACCUCUCGCCCUUCGACGUCAUCAAACGGACCGGCAUCGCCUGGGGCGCCCUGGAGUGUUCCAGAAAAAAUCGGACCGGAACCUCGCUCGCCGUCACGCCGCUGUCGCCCAGCUCCAUGUCGUCCUCGCCCCGGAGUCCUCCCCCCUCCCCGGGCACCGCUCGCGGUGCACCCCCCACCCCCUCCCAUCACGACGAGUGUGACGACACCGUCACACACCCCAGCAAGAUCAGACAGAAACUCUCCACGCCUCUCUCUCACGGUGCGGACCUCCUCUUAUCCUCCUCCUCCUCCUCCUCACAACCGGCAUUUGUUAGCCGGAACGAAGAGCCGGACCAAGACCUGACCCAGAAACUUUCACAUCACCAGAAACACAAACUUUCCAAACCCGGCGUCAACCUGGGCAGGAUCGAUACCGAGGUAUCGAAUAUGACACGCCAACACUUGGACCACGUAUCGAGUGGAUACCCGAAUCACCCGGGCCGGAUUCGACCGGCGUAUUCGUGUGAUAAGACACUGAGAUCGUCUUCUGUUUCGCCACCCGACUCCCCAUCCCCCGUCCCCUCCCCCACCAGGACACCUCAUCAUCUCCCCUACCCCCACGAACUGUUUGCCGCCUCUAAGUGUAACAACAGCGGGCAUUUCCUCCCCAUGGCCAAUUUAAUACGACCCUCGCAGCUUUCGCCCAAAGCCUCCAAUUUCAGCAUCGCCGCCAUCUUGGGCGGCAGCUGUGGGUCGGGGUCCGCCGGGUCACACGUGACCACGACGGGGCCGGGGGCCCGAGAUUACAGAUCAGGCGAUAGGGACUGCAGCCCACUAGAAGAUUCUGAACCCUCCACCCCCACGCCAUCCAUCACCCCGACCCCGAGCCUGACGUCACCGGGCGGGGACUGUGACGUCGACAUCGAGAUCGACGUCGGCAGCGACUCUGCCAGCGUCACAUCCGGUAAAGACACCGGAAGUAUCGGCGACCUGAAGCUGGCCGUGGACGGCGAGUCGCUGGACGAGACGACCAAGAUCAAGUGCCGCCUGGAGACCAAAGACCUCUGGGAUAAGUUUCAUGAGCUGGGCACGGAGAUGAUCAUCACCAAGACUGGCCGGUAA